UUCAAGAGAACCAUUUCGAACAUAUUAAGUGUGUGGAAUUCAUUGAUGCAAGAUCCAACCUUAUACAUCACACUAUGCAUAUAAGAGAGAAUCCUUAUAAAGGUAAUGAAUGUGAAAGAGAUUUUAACCAGUCCUGCAGCGAGCGAUCAUCAGAGAAUUCAUGUGGGAAAGAAACCAUAUGGAUAUGAUAAGCCUAGGAACGUGUCUAGUGAGUCAUCCAGAAUACGUAUACGUAAGACAGUCUGUAGUGGAGAGAAACCUUACCAAUGUAUAGAAUGCGGCAAGGCCUUUAAGCAGAAACGAAACCUUAAAAGCCAUGAAGGACUUCAUACUGGAGAGACACCUUACAAAUGUGAAGAAUGUGGCAAGGCCUUUUUCCUCAAAAGAAACCUCACUAGACAUCACAGAAUUCAUACUGGAGAAGAACCUUACAAAUGUAAAGAAUGUGGCAAAGCCUUUCAGCACAAAUCAUACGUUAAUGUCCAUGAGAGAAUUCAUACCGGAGAGACACCUUACAAAUGUAAAGAAUGUGGCAAAACUUUUAAACAGCUCUCACACCUUACUCAGCAUAUAAAUACUCAUACUCGAGAGAAAAUGUAUAAAUGUAAAGAAUGUGGCAAGGCCUUUUUCCAGAAAACAAACCUCACUAGACACCACAGAAUUCAUACUGGAGAGAAACCUUACAAAUGUAAAGAAUGUGGCAAAGCAUUUCAGCAGAAAUCAUACGUUAACAUCCAUGAGAGGAUUCAUACUGGAGAGACACCUUACAAUUGUACAGAAUGUGGCAAAACCUUUAAACAACUCUCAAACCUUACUCAGCAUAUAAAUACUCAUACUCGAGAGAAAAUGUAUAAAUGUAAAGAAUGUGGCAAGGCCUUUUCCUACAAAUCAAGCCUCACUACACAUCACAGAAUUCAUGCUGGUGAGAAACCUUAAAAAUGUAAAUAAUGUGGGAAGGCCUUUUUCCAGAAAUCGAAUGUUAGUAACCAUCAAGAAUUUAUAGUGGAUAGAAACCUUACCAAUGUAAAGAAUGUGGCUAGGCCUUUAACAGGCACUCAUGCCUUAGUUAACAUCACAGAAUUCAUACUGGAAAGGAAGCUUACAAAUGUACAAAAUGUGGCAAGGCCUUUAAGUAGAAUUCAUGCCUUACCGUACAUUACAGAAUUCAUAGUGGGGCUUGUCUUAACAAAUUUGAAGACUGUGAGAGAAUUUGGAAGGACUGUUGAGCCCUAACUCCACAUCAGCAUCAUAGAGUUCAUACUGAGGAAAAAUACUACAAAUGAAAGAAUGUGACAGACCUCUAUCUGGAAGUCAUAACUUGCUGAAUCUCAUCGUUAAUCAUACAGGAGCAAAACUGUGACACGUCAAGAAAGCGGCAAAGCCUUUAAGUGGAAUUCAAUCCUUAUUUGGUAUCAAAAAUGCACUCUUGGUUCAAGAUGUACAACAAUAAUGAAUGGGGAAAGACGUUGUCUUACAUUUUAGAAAUCAUGAGAGAGUUUAGAGAAGAAAAGUAAGUUGAAAGAUCAAACUAUGUAGAAACAGAGAAACAUAUUUAAAAGCACAUCAAAUGUCCAAUAUAUGUCAGAGUAUUCACAGUAGAAGGCAGUAUGUGGUUACUCACCUCAGAUAUUACCUCAGAAGGCAUAAUACAAAGUUAGUCAGAUAACGUGUAUGCUAUUCUGCUUCAAAGAUGGAAGGGAGGGGUAUUUGCAUGGGUGUAAUUGCAGUGUGCGUGUGUUUCCAUUGACCCCAUACGAGAUCUGUGACUUGGGAAUAUCACUGUGUUUCUACUCUCACAACUCUUCAGAAAAUUCACUUAUUCCCAGUGGGUGUGUGAAACUACAUAGGUGAUUGUUGCGUCAAGGAUAAGAGAUUCCCUUCUUCCUUAGGUGGGAUCCAUGCAUAUCUCUCUUGCAUGGAAGAGGAAGGACAAUAGAACAUACGGUAUAUGAAAGAAAUCUAAAUGAAUAUUCUGUUUGUGGUUCUAACAUUGAUAUAGGUCAUCAUGAAGUGGGUAUUCAGAACGUCAUUCUCCGUUUAUUAGAACUAAAACAAUUUGUGACUGUUACAAAUUAAAUGUUUCUAAUUGGUCUUUAGGGAAAAGAAAUGGCAGUCCAGUCAACUGUGAUUCAUGUUCAUAAUAGUAAUCGUGGGAAAGUAUGAAUUGAUGUGGUGGAAAUGAAGAAAUCCACAAAGAUAUCAGAGAAGAGCUAUCUCUUUCGUGAAAUGAGAUACGGUUGUACAUCCAAUUUUUAAAGAGUUGUCGGAGUUGUGAAAGUGUUUUAGUAUGCAAAAGUAAGCUGGUAAGAAGUUAAAAUAGACUCCUAGAUGAUGUCUUCUUUAAGCCUCAUGGUACUCAGAAAAUGAAAAAUGUAGUAGUAGAUACAGAAUGGGGAGGGAGAAAAUAAUCUAAGUAUACCCUUUCAGAAAAUCAUCAAAUCACAAAGAUAGCCAAUGAAUAAGAAAGAGUCAAAUAAUUCUACACAGCCAGAAAAGAAGAAUGACAGCAGUAACUUCAUACUUGUGUUGUUCCUUGCUUUACCUACAAUGGGACUAAGUUCUCCAAGACAAAGAUACAGAUUGCCUGAAUGGAAAGAAAUACAAGCCCCAAAGGUAUACAGGCAUCAGGAGACUCACUUCAUUUUCUUAAAACUAUUAUUUUUUUUUUCAUUGAGUAAGAGAACAGAGAAAACGAGAGAGCCCGAGACGGGCCAGGGUCAGAGGGAGAAGCAGACUCCCUGAUGAGCUUGGAGCCCAAUAUGGGACUCUAUCCGGGGACUCCUGGUUCAUGACCUGAGCCGAAGGCAGACACUUAAUCGACUAAGGCACCCAGGCGCCGUCACUUCAGCUAUAACAACACAGUCAGAGUGAAAGUGCAGGUGUGGAGAACGAUAUUCUAUGCAAAGGGAAUCCAAAAGAAAGGCAGGACAGUCACGCUUCCAUCAGUCAACGUAAACGUUAACCAGAGACAGUAGUAGAACAUGGCAAAGGUCAUUGUAAAAUAAGGGGCUGACUUUGUGCCGUGUUUUUAGUUGUAUGGUUUUGGCAGAAUGUCAAGAAGGAUUUUCGCCCAUUUUGGUUUUGGAAGUACAGGGUGAGGAGGAGGAUGUCACUUGGGGAACUUACCAUGUUCAGUAUAACACCAAUGUCCUUUAAUCUUGGUGGUGACAGUCCACUUACCUCAAAACGACUCGUUACUUUGAGAACCACUUCUCUGUCUUUCUAGGGUUAGGAAAAAACAGCAGUGGACAACAACUUGAGAGAGACCUAUUGCUUUCAGAUUCUGACGUGUAUGGAAAAACAGGUGCAGUGAAAAUCUUGGCUAUUGACUGUACCAAGUAGCCGGUAGUUUCUCAGACAUAACUUGUCCAGGCGCAUAAAUGUGUCCCACAGUAUUCGGUUGCCUACCAUCUUGCUGUGAAACAUUGCAUAGUGAUGCAUUGGGGGCAGGUGAAGCCACAGGGAUUAACGGAGUCCACAGAGUGUGGGGUUUGGGGGAACAGCCACAGGGGAAGAGGACAGAACUUGUGUUAGUUUUCUAGGGCUGCUAGAACAAAUUAGCACAACUGGGGUGCUGAACAAGCUCCCAAAUUCUGAUUCUCACUUCUGGAAGUUCUUAGGUGGCUGAAGUCAUGCUGUUGGCAGAGCCACACUUUAUCUCUGCAAUGG
This is a messenger RNA of Ailuropoda melanoleuca (giant panda), 3669 nucleotides long. Its product is annotated as zinc finger protein 253. The record is from RefSeq and is a predicted model, not a curated record. Gene Ontology annotation, biological process: regulation of transcription by RNA polymerase II. Gene Ontology annotation, cellular component: nucleus. The transcript has a single exon. Gene Ontology annotation, molecular function: RNA polymerase II transcription regulatory region sequence-specific DNA binding; DNA-binding transcription factor activity, RNA polymerase II-specific. NCBI's taxonomy places the organism in Eukaryota, Metazoa, Chordata, Mammalia, Carnivora, Ursidae. The coding region runs from base 106 to 936 and encodes 276 amino acids.